Messenger RNA from Babesia bovis T2Bo, 1078 nucleotides. RefSeq names its product RNA recognition motif domain containing protein. Gene Ontology annotation, molecular function: mRNA binding; protein binding. The record is from RefSeq and is a predicted model, not a curated record. The transcript has 3 exons. Gene Ontology annotation, cellular component: nucleus; ribonucleoprotein complex; cytoplasm. Bases 125 to 961 code for a protein of 278 amino acids. Lineage: Eukaryota; Apicomplexa; Aconoidasida; Piroplasmida; Babesiidae.
AAUCCCGGUUUAUGGGCUGCCUAUCACACAAGUUGCGACAGGAAGGGUAAUAUGCGUCUGUAAGUGCGCAUUUCUCCCCGUAGCAGUUGGUUGUAGCGUAGACAUUUACGUGAACCGUUUCGUCAUGGCAAGCGUGUAUGACUAUGGAAGCUCCAAGUCAGUUAAGAUUUUUAUUGGCUGCAUACCUGGUGAUGUUUUAGAGGACCAGUUACGAUGGGAGCUUGCAAAGUUUGGCAACCUCAAGUCUAUUUUUUAUAUGCCUGAUUUGGGUCAUGAAUCCAUGGGUUGGGCUUUCGCUACUUACAAUGACCAUUAUUCUGGUAUUGCUGCGGUUAAUGCAAUCAACGACGAGUUAUUUUUUGCGGGUUCGAAUGUUCCUUGCAAGGCACAAUUCGUUACUCCUAGGUCUGCUCAGGAAUACACUAAGCUUAAAGGUAACACACGUAAUUGGCCUGUGACUGCCACCACUGAGUGGCAGCAGUUCACCAACACUGAUGGUAUGUUGUAUUAUUACAACAAGCGCACUGGUGAGACGCAAUGGCAACGUCCUUAUGAGCUGCCAAAUUUCUCAUUACUUCCAAAGCGAGUCACGAAUAGUGCUUCUUAUGGUCCCCCUGGUUCUAAUUUGUUUGUCUUCCACUUACCGCCUGAAUGGAGCGACUCUGAUUUAUUGUUACACUUUCAAAGUUUUGGCACUAUUGUCAGCGCCCGUGUCCAGCUAGACACUGUUGGACGUAAUCGUGGUUAUGGCUUUGUGUCUUACGACAAUCCUACUUCUGCACUUACCGCUAUAAAGAACAUGAACGGUUACAGUGUUUGUGGCAAGUAUCUUAAGGUACAGUUAAAGCGUGGUGAGGAGCAGAUGGCUCUAACAAAUGAGUUAGAAGCGCCAUUUUCUUCUGACAUUCGUCCCGUGAGUUCUGAUGACACAAGCUAUUCACUUUGUGACACGGAUCAAUAGCGUUGCAUUGGCAUAUUUAUCGCAUGGUAGCCAUCUCCUGUGACCCAAAGCGGUCGAAAACAACGUAAUCGCAUAGGGGUGCUACCACAGACAAUAAGAGCAACGUUAGUUGCCGCU